GAACGCAAUCUGCUCGCGAAGAGAGAAGUUGGCUUUGCCUUCACCUGUUGUAUCGCGGUGCCCCGUUCGAUUCGGAUGCGAUCGAUUUGCCAGUAAAAAUAUUGAAUUUCGCUGAAUAUCUAGUGGGCGCACGCGGCGGCGUGCUUUUUGUUGUAUUUGUUGACAUGUGAGGGAAUUUCUCGGGUUUUUUAGAUCAGUAGCCGGUAUCAGUUUGUGUGGUUUGUUGUGUUUUCGGGACUUGGAAACUGGUGAAAAUGUGCAGCAAGGAACAGAUCACGGAGAUUAUGGAUAAGAUCCAUUCGGGUCUUCCGAAGUGCUCCUUGAAACUUCCGGCCUGGGAUAAUCUAACCAACGCGCUGCCUCGACUACACAUUCCAGCCAUGCCGGCCGUGCGGUCCAAGCGCGGCUGGUGCGGCUGUUUACAAGAUGACGAACCACCUGAAAUCACAUACUGUGUGGUGGAAAACACAGGGACCCUUACUCUACAAGCUAUCACGCCCACACAACCGAUGCCUUCGCAAGAAGAGUUGGACCAAAAAUUUGCAGAACUUGUGGAGGAACUUGACUUGACAGCUCCUAACAAAGCCGCCAUGAUGAGCCUACCUCCGCAGAAAAAAUGGCAGAUAUAUUGCUCAAGAAAAGGAGAAGACACAGUGGACCAAACACAUGCCCCCGAACACUAUAUUGAAAGACUGCAAACAUUAGCCACAUUACAAUACCCAGAAACGAAUACCGAAGAAGAAGUGCGAUCGAGGACCAAACAGAUAGACGGCUUGAAAACGGCGCUCAGGACGUCGACGCACAGUUUUGUGAUAAAAUUCAUCGAAUUAGAUGGUUUGCUGAGUCUGCUCGAUUGCCUGGAAAGGAUGGACUACUUCACCGCUCAAAGCUCCAUCCACACCAGCAUCAUCGGUUGCGUCAAGGCGCUCAUGAACAAUUCGACCGGCAGGGCGCACGUUUUGGCUCACCCGACUAGUAUAAAUACGAUAGCUCAAUCUUUGGGGACGGAGAAUAUCAAAACUAAAAUCGCCGUGCUCGAAAUACUGGGAGCGGUGUGCCUGGUGUCUGGAGGACAUAAAAAAGUUCUAGAUGCUAUGCUGCAUUACCAAAAAUACGCUUUCGAGAGGACGAGGUUUCAGGGGAUCAUCAACGAUUUGGAUAGAUCAACAGGAAUCUACCGGGACGAGGUGAACCUGAAAACCGCCAUCAUGUCCUUCGUCAACGCCGUCCUCAACUACGGCCAAGGCCAGGAGAACCUCGAGUUCCGGCUGCACCUGCGCUACGAGUUCCUCAUGCUCGGCGUGCAGCCAAUCAUCGACAAGCUGCGCGGCCACGAGAACGAGACGCUCGACAGGCAUCUCGACUUUUUCGAGAUGGUGCGCAACGAGGACGAGAAAGAGCUGGCGCGGAAGUUCGGGCAGGAGCACGUGGACACGAAGAGCGCCUCGGCCAUGUUCGAGUUGAUUCGCAGGAAGCUGUCGCAUACGGCUGCCUAUCCGCAUUUGCUGUCCUUGUUGGAGCACUGUUUGUUGCUGCCGUUGGACUAUGGAGCGCAUCCGCAGCACUGGUUGCUUUUCGAUAGGAUCGUGCAGCAGAUCGUGUUGCAGCAGAAGGACGAGGAUGAUACGCAUGCACGCGUGAAAAACCCCGACGUGUCGCCGCUGUCCAUCGACGUGCAGCAGCUGGUGCACCUGCUGGCCAAAGAAGAAGAGCUGGUGGAGGCGCGCAGGAAGGCCGAGGAGUUGGAGAGAGAGAACGGCGACAUGUCGAGCCGGCUAGCCGAGAGGGAACGCGAGCUGGACAGGCGCGGCCAGGAGAAGGAGGACCUCGAGACGAGUCUGGGCAGGAUCAAGGAGCGGUUGGAGAGGGAGACCAGCGCCCACAUCGAGACCAGGCAGAGACUGAACGAGGCGGAAUACAAAGCCGCCGACCUCGACCGCCAAGUGCACAACGAGCGCGGCGAACGCCACCGCUUGGAGCGACUCGUCAGCUGCGGUUCGCUGCCCGACGACGCCAAAGCCAUCGGCCUCAACAAGUCGCUGGACGGCGGCGUCGCCGAGUGCGCGAACGAGUUCGUCGGCGCCCCGCCGCCGCCUCCGCCGCUGGCGCCACCUCCUCCACCGGCGCCCGGCCCUCCGCCGCCGCCGUGCGUGCCGAUGGCGCCGCCCGCGGAACCGCUCAAGGUGGAGGCCGUCAAAAAGAACAUUCCUCAGCCAGCAAAUCCGCUGAAGAGUUUCAAUUGGUCCAAAUUGCCUGAUGCCAAAGUGAACGGCACCAUCUGGAGCGAAUUGGACGAUAGCAAAUUGUACAAUACCAUGGAGUUAGAUUGCAUUGAUAAGCUGUUCUGCGCUUAUCAAAAGAAUGGAGUGGCGAACGAGGGCUCCAUCGAAGACCUCCGCCAGAUGGGCAAGAACCGCGCCAAGGUCCUCUCCGUGAUCGACGGCCGUCGCGCCCAGAACUGCACCAUCCUGCUGUCGAAGCUGAAGAUGUCCGACGAGGACAUCACCAGGGCCAUCCUCAGCAUGGACGGCGCCGAGCAGCUGCCCAUCGACAUGGUCGAGCAGCUGCUCAAGUUCACGCCCAGCUCGGAGGAGGCGGCGCUGUUGGAGGAGCACAGCGACGAGAUCGACUCGUUGGCCAGGGCAGACAGGUUCCUCUACGAAAUCUCCAAAGUGCCCCACUACGAACAGCGUCUGCGCAGCCUGCACUACAAGAAGCGCUUCCAAGUGGCCCUAAACGAGAUAGUGCCGCGCAUCACCGGCGUCAUGGAGGCGUCGCGCGAAGUGUCGCGCUCGCGUCGCCUGCGCAAGCUGCUGGAGAUCGUGUUGGCCUUGGGCAACUACAUGAACCGCGGGGCGAGGGGUAACGCUUCGGGGUUCAAGCUGGCCUCGCUGAACCGGUUGGGCGACACGAAGUCCAGCGCUGCGAAGGGGACGACGUUGUUGCACUAUCUGGUGCAGAUACUCGAGAAGAAGUUCAAGGACGUGCUGCGUCUGGACGAGGACCUGCCGCACGUGCGCGACGCCGCCAAGGUGUCGCUGGGCGAGCUCAACAAGGACGUGGCGCAGCUGAGGGCGGGGCUGCGCGAGGUGGCGCGCGAGAUCGAGUUCCAUCGCAGCCAGAACGGCAGCCCGGCCAAGGGCGAGGCGGCCGACAAGUUCGUGCCGGUGAUGCGCGAGUUCCAGGCGACGGCGACGUGCCGGCUAGCCGAGGUCGAGGACCAGUACCAGGACAUGAAGACCCGAUUCGAGCGCGCCGUUCGUCUGUUCGGCGAAGACUACACGAACGCCCAGCCGGACGAAUUCUUCGGCGUGCUGGACACGUUCGUGGUGGCUUUGAGCGAGGCGCGGCAGGACAACGAGAACGCGCGCAGGCGGCAGGAGGAGGAGGAGAAGAGGGCCAAGCAGGAGGCGGAGCUCAAGAAGCUCACGCUGGAGAGGAAGCACAGCCGAGAAGGUAUCCUGUCGUCGAUCAAGACGAUGAGCCUGCAGAGGGGCGAAAAACUGACCACGCCCAACGACAAGGGCGAGUUCGACGACCUAAUAUCCGCCCUGCGAACGGGCGACGUGUUCGGCGAGGACAUGGCCAAGUUCAAGAGGUCGCGGAAGAGCAGAGUGGGAGGAACGGGGGGAGGAGGGGCGGGAGGGUCGCCUCCCAGGAGGAAUUCGAGCAGGGAGGACAGCAGGGAGAGGAUCGUGGGCAGCGGGCGGAGGCAGUAGAGGGGCAGUUUGAGAUAUGACCUUGAGAUGCUUUAGUAGCUACAAGAGGUCUCUUUAAUGAUCGUAGCAAUGAUGAUGACUCCCAAUGGGCACAGUACGUUGAUAAUUGAACGUUUAUUCAACGUCGAAUGGCUAUAAAAUGUGUUACACGUUGGUAUAGUUUCAACUUUGUCAAUGAGAACGUUAUGGGAAUACGUUUCAAUAACAUAUUCAGGGUGUUUCAAAAAAACCUAACCCCCUUGCUAGGGUAGGUAGAACAUUGCAAAAUAAGUUGGGUUUGCUCAGUGAAAAAAUGUCGUAACGGCAUCCGUUUUCAUGAUACAAGGUGUUGAAAAAAUGAUUUUUUUACACAUUUUUCACGAUUAUGUCGAAACUACUGGCAACAUUGUAAUGAAAUUUUGUAUGGAUGUUUCUUGGAAUCUGACACAUCGCAUGCAUUUGUUUUUAUAUCUGACUCAUAGAGGGCGCUAGUUACACGGUUCAUACCGAGUAGUUUUGAACAUAACUUUUUUGAGGUUAGAUUUUUCAAUCCAAAUAUGAUAUUAACUUGAACAUCAUUCAAUUUCACACCAAAAAGGUACUCUUGGUGAAACUCGAUACUAUGUUCCGUUUUCGGAAUAUUUCGAUUUGGAAAUAAUGGAGUAGAAAUGAUGCUGGUAUAAAAU
This is a messenger RNA of Phaedon cochleariae (mustard beetle), 4384 nucleotides long. The record is from the annotation of a GenBank genome assembly. NCBI's taxonomy places the organism in Eukaryota, Metazoa, Arthropoda, Insecta, Coleoptera, Chrysomelidae.